Messenger RNA from Dermatophagoides pteronyssinus (European house dust mite), 469 nucleotides. RefSeq lists its product as uncharacterized. Lineage: Eukaryota; Metazoa; Arthropoda; Arachnida; Sarcoptiformes; Pyroglyphidae. The record is from RefSeq and is a predicted model, not a curated record.
AUCGCUGAUCGCAAAUUGAAUUUUUUUCUCAUGAAUCUUUGUUUACUUGACAUUAAUGCAUUGAGCAUUUGUAUUUAUGUUUUUCCCAAUAUUUUUGUUAGUUAUUUGUUUUUCAACUCGAUCACAAGGCAACAACAACCGAAAAAAAAUAUGAAUUCACUACGUAAUUAUAUUCUAUGGCUGACCAUAAUCCUAUUCAGCUUAUUCAUCAUUUCAACAUUUGGUUAUAUUAUCAAUCAAGGAACAUGCGCUGGAAUUGGUGAAGUUUGUGGUGGAUUUCGUGGUGUUACUUGUUGUAAUCCGGAUUAUUUUUGUGAUCAUAGUCUUGGUACUGGUGGUCAUUGUAAUUUGGAAUCAAAUUCAAAUUUAUUAACAAUCGGUUAAUUGUUUUUUUUUAAUUUAAAAAUUUUUGUAUUUAUUGAUUAUAAAUUAUAAAAUUUAUUAAAAUGAUUCACAAGUAAAAUUAAAA